CUCUCCCCUCCUCUUAGCUGAGGUCUAGUUCGGUUCAUCAAGCACCACAUCCUCAUCAAUCAGUCCAUCUCUCGAUCGAUACAACGUUGUAACAACACAACACAACUCCCAUCAAACUCGAAACCGACAACUUUAAAACAAUCAGCAUGUCUGCGAACGAUUACUACGGAGGUGGCGGCAGUGGCCACGGACACAACCAGGGCUACGGCCAGCAGCAGGGAUACAACCAGGGCGGCGGCUACCCUCAGCAGCCCAGCUAUGCACAGGGCCAGCAGCACGCCCCUCAGUCGCACUCCCCGUACCAACAAGGAGGCGGCUACAACGCCCCUCAGCAGGGAUACGGAGGGCCCCAGCAGCCGACCUACGCCCAGGGCGGCUCGCAACACCAGCAGAGCUACGGCCACGACAACCGAGGCAGCUCGCCCUACCCUCCCCAACAGCAAUACAACCAGCCGGGACAUGCGCCAUCCCAUGGCGGACAGCCCCAAUACGGAGGCCAGCCUCAGUACGGUGCGCCCGGUGGUCCCGGCGGUCCCGGACAGGAUGAGCGUGGACUCGGCGCAACAUUAGUCGGUGGCGGAGCUGCCGGAUGGGCGGCUCACAAGGCCGGCGGCGGUCUCCUCGGCACGCUCGGCGGUGCCAUCGCAGGAGCUGUUGGCGCCAACAUGCUGGAGAACAAGUUUGAGAAGAAGCAUAAGAAGGAUAAGAAGCACAAGAAGGACAAGCAUCGCAAGCGCAGCGGUAGCAGCAGCUCGAGCUCGAGCAGCAACUAAAGAGUUUCUGCACCAGACUCUCGAGACCGCCUCGACCUAAAUGAUUUUCUACCUUCCCCCUUCUGGUGCCCAAUUUGGAUGAUACCCCCACCCACGAUUCAAUCUCUAUCAAGCGCACCGGAAGAAUGACUGGCAACGACU
Messenger RNA from Colletotrichum destructivum, 914 nucleotides. RefSeq lists its product as uncharacterized. The record is from RefSeq and is a predicted model, not a curated record. The transcript has 3 exons. Lineage: Eukaryota; Fungi; Ascomycota; Sordariomycetes; Glomerellales; Glomerellaceae. The coding region runs from base 147 to 773 and encodes 208 amino acids.